CUCUUGCUCACCCGAGCCUCACAAAGAUAAUCGCUCAGGAAGUGUUUCAGCCAAUCCGUGGCGGCUUUACACUCCGAUUUGCUGGGGCAGCCAAUCGGGGAUGAGCUUUUAUUAGGCGGCCAGAUCAUCAGCCGAAGUGCCAAACCCUUUUUCUGUGAGGACUAGGAGCCUGUCCUCCAUGUUUUAUAAGUAUUGACAUUACACAGUGUUAACAAUGCAUCCACAGAGCUUGGCUGAAGAGGAAAUAAAAACAGAACAGGAGGUGGUAGAGGGCAUGGAUAUCUCCACUCGAUCCAAAGAUCCUGCCUCCACAGAGAGAACGGCCCAGAAACGAAAGUUCCCCAGCCCUCCGCAUUCCUCCAAUGGUCACUCGCCCCAGGACUCAUCCACAAGCCCUAUUAAAAAGAAAAAGAAGCCGGGCUUACUGAACAGUAACAAUAAAGAGCAGUCAGAACUAAGACAUGGUCCGUUUUACUAUAUGAAGCAGCCACUCACCACAGACCCUGUUGAUGUUGUACCGCAGGAUGGACGGAAUGAUUUCUACUGCUGGGUUUGUCACCGGGAAGGACAAGUCCUUUGCUGUGAGCUCUGUCCCCGGGUUUAUCACGCUAAGUGUCUGAGACUGACAUCGGAACCAGAGGGGGACUGGUUUUGUCCUGAAUGUGAGAAGAUUACAGUAGCCGAGUGCAUCGAGACGCAGAGCAAAGCCAUGACAAUGCUGACCAUUGAACAGCUGUCCUACCUGCUCAAGUUUGCCAUUCAGAAAAUGAAACAGCCAGGGACAGAUGCGUUUCAGAAGCCCGUUCCAUUGGAGCAGCAUCCUGACUAUGCAGAAUAUAUUUUCCAUCCCAUGGACCUCUGCACGUUGGAAAAGAACGCCAAAAAGAAGAUGUAUGGCUGUACAGAAGCCUUCCUGGCUGAUGCCAAGUGGAUUCUGCAUAACUGUAUCAUUUAUAAUGGGGGAAAUCACAAAUUGACGCAAAUAGCCAAAGUAGUCAUCAAAAUCUGUGAGCAUGAGAUGAACGAAAUUGAAGUAUGUCCAGAAUGUUACCUUGCUGCUUGCCAAAAACGAGAAAACUGGUUUUGUGAGCCUUGUAGCAAUCCACAUCCUUUGGUCUGGGCAAAAUUGAAAGGAUUUCCAUUCUGGCCUGCGAAAGCUCUGCGGGAUAAAGACGGACAGGUUGAUGCUCGUUUCUUUGGACAACAUGACAGGGCCUGGGUUCCAAUCAAUAAUUGCUACCUCAUGUCUAAAGAAAUUCCUUUUUCUGUGAAAAAGACUAAAAGCAUCUUCAACAGCGCCAUGCAGGAGAUGGAGGUCUAUGUGGAGAACAUCCGGAGAAAGUUUGGGGUUUUUAAUUACUCUCCGUUCAGGACGCCCUACACACCCAAUAGCCAGUACCAAAUGCUCCUCGAUCCCAGCAACCCCAGCGCCGGCACUGCCAAGACAGACAAGCAGGAGAAGGUGAAACUCAACUUCGACAUGACAGCAUCCCCCAAGAUCCUGCUGAGCAAGCCCCUGCUGAGUGGGGGCACUGGCCGCAGGAUCUCCUUGUCUGACAUGCCACGUUCCCCCACGAGUACAAACUCUUCUGUGCACACGGGCUCCGACGUGGAGCAGGACCCUGAAAAGAAGGCCCUAUCCAGCCACUUCAGUGCGAGCGAGGAGUCCAUGGACUUUCUCGAUAAGAGCACAGCUUCCCCAGCCUCCACAAAGACUGGACAAGCAGGAAGUCUGUCCGGCAGCCCGAAACCUUUCUCCCCCCAAGCGCCAGUGCCCAUCAUGACAAAAGCGGACAAGACCUCCACCACCUCCACCACCGGGAGCAUCCUGAACCUGAACCUGGAUCGAAGCAAAGCCGAGAUGGACUUGAAGGAGCUGAGCGAGUCGGUCCAGCAGCAGUCGGCCCCCGUCCCUCUCAUCUCUCCCAAGCGGCAGAUUCGCAGCCGGUUCCAGCUCAAUCUGGACAAGACCAUAGAGAGUUGCAAAGCACAGCUAGGCAUAAAUGAGAUCUCUGAAGAUGUCUACACAGCCGUUGAGCACAGUGAUUCGGAGGACUCUGAGAAGUCAGAGAGUAGCGACAGCGAGUACGCCAGCGAUGAUGGACCGAAAUCCAAGAAUGAACCGGAGGACCCCGAAGACAAGGAGGCCCCUGCCGCCAAAAAAAAACCCAAGCCUGCCAACCCAGUAGAGGUCAAGGAGGAGCUGAAAAGCAACUCUCCAGCCAGCGAGAAGGCAGACAUGGUGCCAGCUAAGGACAAGGCCAGCCCGGAGCCUGAGAAGGACUUCACAGAGAAGGCAAAACCAUCACCUCACCCCACAAAGGAUAAACUGAAGGGGAAGGAUGAGACAGAUUCCCCAACAGUGCAUUUGGGCUUGGACUCCGACUCCGAGAGCGAACUUGUUAUAGACUUAGGAGAAGACCCUUCUGGGCGGGAGGGUCGCAAAACUAAGAAGGAGCCUAAGGAGACGUUGCCUAAGCAGGAUGCUCUAGGUAAAGCUCCACUGUCCAGCACGGCGGGCAGCCAGUCUCCCCCCGAGACGCCAGUGCUCACCCGCUCCGCUGCCCAAGCGCCUGCCCCCGGGGUCGCCGGAGCCGCCACCACCAGCACGAUGCCCGCCGUCACGGUCACAGCACCGGCCGCCACGGUCACAGGAAGCCCAGCGAAAAAGCAGAGGCCGCUCUUACCGAAGGAGACUGCCCCGGCCGUGCAGCGGGUCGUGUGGAACUCAUCAAGUAAGUUUCAAACGUCCUCCCAAAAGUGGCACAUGCAGAAGAUGCAGCGCCAGCAGCAGCAGCAGCAACAGCAGCAGCAGCACCACCAGCAGCAGCCUCAGUCUUCCCAGGGGACGAGAUAUCAGACCAGACAGGCUGUGAAAGCCGUCCAGCAGAAGGAGAUCACCCAGAGCCCAUCCACGUCUACCAUCACGCUGGUGACCAGCACACAGCCAGCAUCCCUAGUUAGCAGCUCAGGCUCUGCAAGCACCCUGGCGUCCGCCAUCAACGCUGACCUACCCAUCGCCACCGCUUCAGCUGAUGUGGCUGCCGACAUUGCCAAGUAUACCAGCAAAAUGAUGGAUGCCAUAAAAGGAACGAUGACGGAAAUCUACAAUGAUCUUUCCAAAAACACUACCGGAAGCACCAUCGCUGAGAUUCGUAGGCUGAGGAUCGAGAUUGAGAAGCUGCAGUGGCUGCAUCAGCAGGAGCUGUCAGAGAUGAAGCACAAUCUGGAGCUGACCAUGGCAGAGAUGCGGCAGAGUCUGGAACAGGAGCGUGACCGGCUCAUCGCGGAGGUGAAGAAACAGCUGGAGUUGGAGAAGCAACAGGCAGUGGACGAGACCAAGAAGAAGCAGUGGUGUGCCAACUGCAAGAAAGAAGCCAUUUUCUACUGCUGCUGGAAUACCAGCUACUGCGACUACCCCUGUCAGCAGGCCCACUGGCCCGAGCACAUGAAGUCCUGCACCCAGUCAGCCACCGCCCCUCAGCAGGAAGCAGAUGCUGAGGCAAACACAGAAACAGGCACCAAGUCAUCCCAGGGCAAUUCUUCCAGCACUCAGUCAGCGUCCUCAGAAACAGCCAGCGCCUCCAAAGAGAAGGAGACGCCAGCAGAGAAGAGCAAGGACAGUGGCUCGACCCUCGACCUUUCUGACUCCAGGGAGACACCGUCCUCCAUUCUCUUAGGUUCCAGCCAAGGCUCUGUUAGCAAAAGGUGUGACAAGCAACCUGCCUAUGCCCAAACCACCACAGACCACCAGCCGCACCCCAACUACCCAGCCCAGAAGUACCAUUCCCGGAGCAGCAAGGCAAGUUCAUGGAGCAGCAGCGAUGAAAAGCGGGGGUCGGCCCGCUCGGAGCACAGCACUGGGACCAGCACCAAGAGUCUCAUGCCCAAAGAGGCGCGGGAGGCGCGGCUGGACACCUUCUGGGACUAGGGACAAAUUGUGAGCCAGACCCACUCUCCCCCCUGGGGGAAAACCCAGACAUCAGGACAGUAGAAACUGGAAAGCAGCCACUUUUAGACUUGAGAAUUCCCAACACUCAGGCUCUGCCCAUGUGCUUGGCUUCAAGGCAGCGACGCAGAACCCAGCAGCAGCCUCGGCUGGGACUGUUCAUCCUUGAGCCAAACACUUUAGUUGUGAGUAGGGAUACCUUGGUAUGUCACUGACCUAGCCUACCUUUUUCAUGUCUAUACUGACUUUAACUUUAUAUAUAUAUAUAAAAGAAAAGUAAAAGAAGUUAAAAAAAAUACCCUACUACAAAAAGAAUGUUUUCACGCCCAGUGAGGCAGCCACUCAACCCUCUGGCCUCACAGUGGUAUCAGGGCUGGACCCAAGGGUCGCUGGCCCCACACAGGGCCCUGUCUUUGGAUACCCGAGGGAGGGAGCCACUGUCACUCUGCAGCACACUGCGAUCAGGGCUCAGACUGUGCUGUUGAGGGCCCCGUUGCACCAAGCCAUCAGCCCCUUGUAGAGGCUACAAUAUCAUGUAUGAAACAGGAGCUCACUGGGCUGGAAGGACAUGGAGAGAAGUGUGUUUGUUUUGUGUGAUUGAAACGAUGGCUCCUGAAAGGGAAAAGCAGCCUCCUGUUUACAGAGGAUCCACACCAACAAGCCCCGCUCUAGUGAGGAGGCAGACCUCGUUCAUGUUGGGAGAACCCUUCCCCUUAGCUUUGUGCUUUCCUUAAACUCAAACACAGACUUGUGAAAAGAUGCCACGCUUCUUGAAAGCGAGGACUCAAAAGGCCAGACGCACGCCAAGGACAUGUGAGCCCGGGGAUGGAGCAUGUAUGUAUUAUUUAUAUACAAUGGAGCGCUACGUUUUUAUGUAAGCAUGAAAACAGGCAGUAUGAGAGAGCGCCAGGACCCAUCAUGCUGUCUGUUACACUACGUCUGCUGUGCUACCAUUUUGUAUGUUGUGUAAAACAAAAGCAUCAAUCGAAGCAAAAGGUGAUGUAUGUAUAUGAGAAAAAUUAAUUGUAUAUCAUUCCAGUACAUUGAGUUGUACAUUUUAGUCGUUGUUUACUUUCUCUUCAUUGUCGAUAAGAGAAUGCAAACUGCAUUUUCCAGCUAGUUCCCCCAUUAGAGAAGAAAGAGGAAGAGAUACUAGAAGAAAACAGGAGAGAAAGCAUUUGUGAAUUGCAAUUGUCAAAUAACAAAACAAAAACGAACAAACAAAAAAAAAAAACCUCUAGCCUAGCUGGCCUUAUUUGGGAAGCAUAAUUGCUUUUAGCAUAUGGAAGUAUUUUUUCACAUUUUCUUUGUAUAAAAUUUGUAUUAAACUUAAAUAUCUUUUUUGA
Molecule: messenger RNA, 5295 nt
Organism: Nannospalax galili (Upper Galilee mountains blind mole rat)
Lineage: Eukaryota; Metazoa; Chordata; Mammalia; Rodentia; Spalacidae
Gene: Zmynd8
Product: zinc finger MYND-type containing 8
Exons: 23
Coding region: 215-3931 (1238 amino acids)
Biological process (GO): regulation of DNA-templated transcription
Molecular function (GO): protein binding
Source: RefSeq, a predicted model, not a curated record